Molecule: messenger RNA, 282 nt
Organism: Nezara viridula (southern green stink bug)
Lineage: Eukaryota; Metazoa; Arthropoda; Insecta; Hemiptera; Pentatomidae
Source: the annotation of a GenBank genome assembly
AUGUUUUACUUACAGGUGUCAACGAGUUCUGUAGUUCUCUCAGUGACUCCAUUGGACGCCCCUGAUGUAGGUGAGCUGGUCCAUGAACAAUUGACAUCGAACCUUCGAAAAAAGAAACCGACCCGAAGAAGUUAUCCUGGUAAGGAUACGUACCGGACCAACAUUAUAACGCCUUCUAAAGAUACUGUACCCUUCGGACCUGCAAGACUUGCGAGGUACCUCUCAACGUGGAAAACAUUCUGCUGGACUGUGAAGCCCUUAUUGACGCCAGGACAGUUGUAA